Molecule: messenger RNA, 2149 nt
Organism: Rhododendron vialii
Lineage: Eukaryota; Viridiplantae; Streptophyta; Magnoliopsida; Ericales; Ericaceae
Exons: 3
Coding region: 201-1844 (547 amino acids)
Source: RefSeq, a predicted model, not a curated record
GUAUGCACACACAAAACAAAAACCCUUCCUUUUCCAGUCUUUUUUCACAAGUUAAAACUCUCUCUCUCUCUCUCUCUCUCUCUCUCUAGAACAUCACCUCUUCUUCUCUCUCUCUCUCUCUCUCUCUCUCUCUCUCACCAAACCCUAGCUUUCUCUCUCCCAAUCGGAUAACCCCAGCUUCGAUUUCACGAUCCCUCUUCAUGGCAUCCGGAUCGUCCGGCCGCAACAACAACUCUGGCACCAAGGCGUUCGACUUCACCACGGCCGACGACAUUCUCUGCUCGUACGAGGAUUACGGCAGUCAGGACGGUUCUAACGGAAUUCACGCCGAUCCUGCAAUUGGGUCCAAUUCUGCCAAGGAAUUCCAUAAAAACAGGAUGGCAAGAUCAUCAAUAUUCCCUGCUUCUGCCUAUGGUCCUCCAGAAGAUUCUUUCAACCAAGAUGUGAUCUCUAGUGUUGAAAAGACCAUGAAGAAACAUACUGACAAUCUCAUGCGGUUUCUUGAAGGACUUAGUUCACGUCUAUCACAGUUGGAGUUGUAUUGCUACAAUCUCGAUAAAUCCAUUGGAGAAAUGCAUUCGGAUUUAGUUCGUGAUCACGGGGAGGCUGAUUUAAAGCUUAAAUCGCUGGAGAAGCAUAUGCAAGAGGUUCACAGGUCGGUACAGCUCCUAAGAGACAAACAGGAACUUGCUGAUACGCAGAAAGAACUCGCCAAGCUUCAGCUUGCACAGAAAGAAUCCUCUUCAUCCACCCACUCCCAGCAGAAAGAGGAGAAGGCUUCACCACCAGCUGCUGAUCCGAAAGCAACCGAUAACACUCCGGACAUGCACGGGCAGCAAUUAGCUCUUGCCCUGCCCCACCAAGUUGCCCCACAGCCUUCUCUCCCCAGCAGACCCAUGGAGCAACCUCAGCCUGUGGCACCCCCUCCAAGUGUGACCCAGUCUCAGGCAUAUUAUUACGCUCCACCCCAGAUGCCAAAUAUACCAACCCAAGGCCCGGCCCAAGCCCUAGGCCCAGCCCAGGCAUCUCAGGGUCAGUAUCUACAAUCUGAUGCUCAGUAUGGAGCUCCCCAAAUGCAACAGCCAGGACAAACGCAAGUAAAUCAGGCUCCACAGGUCCAUCAGUUACCUCAGUAUCAGCAGCAGUGGGCCCAGCAGUUACCUCAGCAUGUGGGACCACCACAGACAUCUAUGCAACCUCAGAUUCGGCCCCAGUCAACAGCAGUUUACCCUCCUUACCUUCCAAGUCAACCUCCAAACCCAUCCCCCGCUCCAGAGACGCUCCCUAGCAGCAUGCCCAUGCAAAUGCCCUAUCCUGGAAUUUCUCAACAGGGUGGAAGCCGGGUGGACACGAUGCCUUACGGUUACGGUGGGCCUGGGAGGACUGUCCAACAGCAGCAGCCACAGCAGCAGCCUCCACCUCAGCAGCUCAAGAGCAGUUUUGGAGUACAGCCGGGCGAAGGAUACACAGCUUCUGGAUCCCACCCUAGUCUCUCCCCUGGGAAUGCUUAUAUGAUGUACGAUGGGGAAGCCGGACGGACACAUCAUCCACCCCAACCACCACACUUCCAACAAGGCGGGUAUACCCCAACAAGUGUUCCUCUUCAGGGCUCACAGUCAAAUCCUAGUGGUUCUAGUCUUAUGGUUCGUCCACCUCAGUUCAUGCGAAACCAUCCCUACAAUGAGCUGAUUGAGAAACUUGUGAACAUGGGUUAUAGGGGUGAUCAUGUCAAUAGCGUCAUCCAGAGGCUAGAGGAGAGUGGACAGCCUGUUGACUUGCAUACCGUGCUUGAUAGGUUGAACGGACAUUCUUCUGGUGGUUCUCAAAGGGGAUGGUCUGGGUAAGUUCUUUUAUCUGUGCUGUAAAUUAUCCCUUUGCAGCAGCAAACAUUGCGUGGUUUUAGUAUAUCGCAUGUUGAAUAAAGGUUUUAUGUAAUUUGCACGGUACUUUGAUGUAUAUGGAGUAUGAGAGAUUGGGUCGUUAACAUAUCUAUGACCACUUUCCAAAGAUUAAGUCACUAGUUGUUAAAUACCAUUUGAUAUUUUGCUAUAGGAACUCAUUGUGUUUGUUAAUGUACUUUGGGAAGUCAUCUCUUGUUUGGCUUGAUCUCAUCAGAUGGAAUGGAAACUUUCAUAUUUGCGGUGGUUCA